AUGGUGGGGUACUCAAGUCCUCCUCCUUCUUAUACGGAAGUGUCACUGAUGGAAAGGGUCUUGUUGUUGUUAAGGGCAAAGAGAAGCGAUGACGAUGAAGAGCCUCCUUACGUGGUCAUUGUCCAGCACUAUUUCAUGACUGCAUCAUGUUCUAAAGGUGUCUCUGCUGUGGCAAAAAUUUUCAGUGAUAGCAGUGAUGAAGGUUUUAGUGUUGAGCUAGAGAAGCCUUCUAAGAAGUCCAAACGUGAGUUGUUGUCCAUGUUUGAUGAUAUCGAAGGAAAAGGGUGGUGGCCUGACCCUACAACUCUCCCUUCUUGUGCAAUCGAUUCUUUAAGCACAACUCUGUUUUAUGAUAAUACUUAUUUUUGGGGUAACAGCAACUUUGGUUAUGUUGAUCGUAGUUUAGUGGUAGACGGCGGACAAAUAACUUGGGCCUUAUAA
This is a messenger RNA of Sphenostylis stenocarpa, 441 nucleotides long. Lineage: Eukaryota; Viridiplantae; Streptophyta; Magnoliopsida; Fabales; Fabaceae. The record is from the annotation of a GenBank genome assembly.